AUGGGCUGCGGUAGGUUAUUUUCUCCACCAAAAAAUUCAAAAUGCUUGCUUACAACCAAGCAAGAGUCGCUAAAUGUUACAUUUACACCUCGCACAUUUGUGCAAAAACACACAAAAGGACUCUCUGAUGAUUAUAUAUUUCAAAAAAAUCUAUGAUAUUAUAGUUAAUUUUUAUUUUUUUAUUUUUAUUAUUUAAUAUUUACACAUUAGCUUUCCUCAAGUAUAGGCUCAGGUGCGUAUUCUGAAGUAAAACUUUAUUAUCAUAGCACCACCCUCCAGUACAGAGCAGUAAAACAGAUUCAGAAAUCUGGCUUAAAUUCAUGCUUCACUGAUCCUGUAUAUAGACUAAAAGAAGUCAAAAUUUUGUGUUCCCUAGACCAUCCCAACAUUUUACGAUGUUUCGAAGUGUUUGAAGAUGAUUUAAAAUAUUAUGUUGUGACUGAAUAUUGUGAAGGCGGAGAACUGUUUGAAACCAUUUUAAAUCUAAAAGGCUUCUCAGAGCAUGAAGCAGCCAAUAUUAUGAGCCAACUGCUAUCUGCGAUUUCUUAUUGCCACGAGCAUUCAGUAAUACAUAGGGACCUCAAGCCAGAAAACGUGCUACUUGAAGAGAAAAAUGGGUCUUUAAGCCUAAAAGUGGCUGAUUUUGGAAGUUCUUGCUUAUUGGACCCACAACGAAAAAUGACUGGCUGCUUUGGGUCAGCAUUUUAUAUAGCGCCUGAGGUGCUAGACGGAGAAUAUGACGAAAAGUGCGAUCUUUGGAGCUGCGGGGUCAUCAUGUUUGUCCUGCUGACUGGACGUCCGCCGUAUAGAGGAAAAAAUGUUGCAGAAAUUUUAGCUCAAAUAAAAGCUGCCCCUCUGCAGAUUUCGCAAGAAUCAAUACCCCGCCUCAGCAGCGAAGCUGCUGACCUACUACAAAAACUCCUUGAAAUUUCUCCUAAAAAUCGAAUAGAAGCCAGAGAAGCAUUGCGGCACCCUUGGAUCCAAAAUUAUAGAAAUUACAAUGAAGACACACUUGGAAACUCUUUAGACGAGCUAAGAUCUUUCCAUUCCGCUUCAAAGCUUAAAGACGCUGUCCAUACCUACGUAGCAUCUCAAGCUGUCUCAUAUAACGAAAUCAAGCUACUUAAGGCAGAAUUUUUAGCGUUAGACAAAAAUGGAGACGGAAAAUUGAGCAAGGCUGAGCUAUUUGCCCAGUAUAAAAAACGAAAUAAUGAAGAAGAUGCUGCAAAAAUCGUGAAAAAUGUCAUGGACCAUGUGGAUACUGAUCACAGUGGCUGAAUUGAUUAUACAGAAUUUUUAAAAGCAUGCAUGGACUAUAGCAAUUUGAUUUCUCAUGAAAAACUGGAGUCAGCCUUUAAAAUGUUUGAUAAAGAUGGAAGUGGGGAUAUCACUGUUCUCGAGCUUAAAGAAGCACUUGGGCAAGAGUUUUUGACAGAUGAUAGCUUUUGGAGAAGCAUUUUAGAAGAAGCUGAUGCAAAUCAGGAUGGAGUUAUCGAUUUGAAAGAGUUCAUGGACCUCAUGACGGAAAGAUCUUUAAAUUCGCCGAUUAAACUAGUAAAUAUGUAA
This is a messenger RNA of Blepharisma stoltei, 1566 nucleotides long. NCBI's taxonomy places the organism in Eukaryota, Ciliophora, Heterotrichea, Heterotrichida, Blepharismidae. The record is from the annotation of a GenBank genome assembly.